AUGGGGGUUAGUGUAGUUUUUGUUCAAGAGUAUGAUGUAUUUACUGAAGUUCUAUACUAUACAUAUACGCGACAUAUUGGUGUGUUCAUUCUCUUAAGCGUAAGGACUUUUUCCCUUCUGAUUUUCACACCAGGCACAGUUUCCUCGCAUGUCAAGAAGCAAUGCAAUUCUCUUCCUACAGUUAUUGUUAUCGGUGCUGGAAUAUCAGGGAUUGCUGCUGCACGUUGUCUGCAGGAUGCAUCGUUUAAGGUGACUGUGUUAGAGUCAAGGGAUAGGCUUGGUGGUCGAAUUUACACUGAUUACUCCUUUGGUUGUCCAGUAGAUAUGGGAGCCUCAUGGCUACAUGGUGUUUGCAAUGAGAAUCCCUUGGCUCCCCUGAUAUGUGGUUUAGGACUUUCAUUAUAUCGUACCAGUGGUGAUAAUUCUGUCUUAUAUGACCAUGAUUUGGAAAGCUGUAUACUUUUUAACAUUGAUGGUCAUCAAGUGCCUCAACACAUGGUGAUGGAAGUUGGAGACACUUUUAAGAGGAUUCUGGCAGAGACAGGGAAAGUGAGGGAUGAGCAUCCUGAUGACAUGCCAAUUCUCCAAGCAAUUUCAAUUGUGUUAAAUCGGCAUCCUGAACUACGGCAACAAGGACUAGCACAUGAAGUGUUGCAAUGGUAUAUAUGCAGAAUGGAAGCCUGGUUUGCUGCUGAUGCAGAUAUGAUAUCACUAAAAACCUGGGAUCAAGAGCAUGUUCUCACUGGUGGUCAUGGACUAAUGGUGCAAGGAUAUGAUCCUAUUGUAAAAGCUCUCGCAAAAGAUCUUGAUAUACGCUUGAACCACAGGGUGACCAAGAUAUCCUAUGGUUACAAUAAGGUAAUGGUCACAGUUGAGGAUGGAAGAAACUUUGUUGCUGAUGCUGCAAUUAUAACUGUUCCUAUUGGAGUUCUUAAGGCCAAUUUAAUUGAAUUUAUACCAAAGCUGCCUGAUUGGAAGGUUGAUGCAAUUAGAGAUGUUGGUAUGGGCAAUGAAAACAAGAUUGCCCUAAGAUUUGAUAGAGUGUUUUGGCCUAAUGUAGAAGUUCUGGGUAUUGUUGCACCCACCUCUUAUGCCUGUGGUUAUUUUCUCAAUCUCCAUAAAGCAACUGGGCAUCCAAUUCUUGUAUAUAUGGCAUCUGGCAGGUCAGCCUAUGACCUUGAGAUGCUAUCUGAUGAGUCAGCAGCAAAUUUUGCCAUGCAACAUCUCAUGAACAUGUUUCCUCGGGCUUCUAAGCCUGUUCAAUAUCUUGUGUCACGUUGGGGAACAGAUCCAAACUCUCUAGGCUGUUAUGCAUAUGAUUUAGUGGGGAAGCCAAAUGAUGUGUAUGACAGGCUCCGUGCACCAUUGGGUAAUCUAUUCUUUGGUGGGGAAGCUGUUAGCAUGGAUGAUCACCAGGGAUCUGUGCAUGGAGCAUUCUCUGCUGGGAUGAUGGCUGCUGAAAAUUGUCAUAGAUAUCUACAAGGCCACAUGCAAAUUCUUCCUCUAGUUCCAGUUGUUAGGCAUCAAAUACUUGGAACCACUAUACCUAUUCGAAUCUCUAGGAUCUGA
This is a messenger RNA of Abrus precatorius (Indian licorice), 1569 nucleotides long. RefSeq names its product polyamine oxidase 5-like. Lineage: Eukaryota; Viridiplantae; Streptophyta; Magnoliopsida; Fabales; Fabaceae. The record is from RefSeq and is a predicted model, not a curated record. The transcript has 11 exons. Gene Ontology annotation, cellular component: peroxisome. The coding region runs from base 1 to 1569 and encodes 522 amino acids. Gene Ontology annotation, molecular function: polyamine oxidase activity. Gene Ontology annotation, biological process: polyamine catabolic process.